UUGUUUAGCAGACACGUAUUUAACAUUUUGACAGCAAAAGUUUAUCACAGUCGCAGUUGUGUUUUGAAGCUAGGAGCACAAGUAUCAUUGAGGUACGGUACCAGUUCUGUUGGAAUUUUGAAGAAAUAUUGGAAUGGAUGCCAUAAAAAAUGACUGGUUUAGUGAGUUGAGUACAUUGUGGCCGGGAGUCUGCCUCUCACUGGAGGUUGAGAAAGUCCUACACUCUGAAAAAUCCGAGUUCCAAGACAUUAAAGUGCUUCAAACGAAAAAUCAUGGUAAAGCCUUGAUACUGGACGGUAUCAUUCAGUGCACCGAAUAUGAUGAGUUUUCCUAUCAGGAAAUGAUCAGCUUUAUACCGCUAUGCAGUCAUCCAAGUCCGAAACAGGUGUUGAUAGUAGGCGGCGGAGACGGUGGUGUAGCACGGGAGGUGGUGAAACACCCGCUCGUCGAGCAGGUGACUCAAGUGGAGAUCGACGCGAGGGUAAUGGAGGUGUCCAAGCAGUAUCUGCCCACCAUGGGUGCGGCACUCUCCCAUCCCAAGGUCAACGUGUUUGUGGGUGACGGAUUCAAGUUCAUGAAAGAGCAUACCAACCAGUUCGACGUCAUCAUUACUGAUUCCUCCGAUCCCAUUGGGCCGGCCGAAUCGCUGUUCCAACAGAGCUACUUCGAGCUGAUGCAGUCGGCACUGCGCCCGGGAGGCGUGGUGUGCUCGCAGGCGGGGACGGUGUGGUGCGGCCUCGACACCGUUGUCAGGACGUUCAACUUCUGCCGCAGUGUGUUCGCCGCCUCCAGCUAUGCAUACAGCGCCGUGCCUACCUAUCCUACCGGACAGAUCGGUUAUGUGCUCGGUGCCAAGAGUGCGACAACAAACUUCAAGGAGCCUGUGAGGAUAUUCUCCGAAACGGAGCUGGAAAAAAUGGAACUCCGCUACUAUUCUCCCGAGAUACAUAGAGCUGCUUUUGUUCUGCCAAGGUUCGCCGAGAAGGCACUCUAUGGGGCGGAGCCUCGGGUCAACGGUAGCAAGCACGACUGACUCAAUCCUACUACAAAACAUGCAAGAACGGUCGAAAUGGUAUUUCAUGCCAUCUAGUUGAUUAAGGUACUUAUUUAUACAUCCAAUGGGGGAACUUUUAAUGGAGAUGAGUAUUAGGUAAAUUAUUGAAUAGUUUCCGACUAUUGUUCCCACAGCCAUCAUCUGACAAUAGUUUUGCAAUUUGAAAAUGUUCAACACCAAAGAUUGCUACAUGCAGACAAUAGUUUUCGGCCAGAAGAAAUUUGUCAAUUAUUACCUACUGGUUUUACCUGUGAAAUUUGACGAUCAGUUGAAGGAGACUACAGAUUGAGCCAUUGAUUGAAAUACUAUCGGCCAGUUGCAAAAAAUCCAAUCAAAUUUAACCGCCAUAGAAUACGGUUACCUAAUGGAUCGGAUCUAACGUCAAUGCAAUGACCUCAUUUUAUUGUAGGUGCAUUCUAUUGGAUUUAGUGCAACUGUCUGACUGAGCCCCAGUUGCAUAAAAGCCUGUUCAAUUUUAAUCGUGAUUAAAUGCCACGAGAGCCAAUCAGGGAAGACGUUUUCUAAAAUAAGGCUUCCCUGUUUGGUUAACGUGACAUUUAAUAAUAAUAAUAUUUUACAGGCUUUUGUGCAACCCGGCCUGAGUGUCUGUUGAGAAAUAUGCCAUAUGAACAAUAGACACACUUUUAAUAAUUGUUUCGUAAUUUUUCAAAUACAUUAUUAAUUUUUGGUUGAAGAAAAUAUUAAAUCAAUAAGUAUUCUUAGUUCCUCAAAAGGCAUUAGACUGAAUAACACUACCUAGAGAUAAGGAAACGUUAACAUAGGAACUGAAAAAUUAGAUUCCGCAUUUCAAACGUGAUUGUGAUUUAAAAAUACCAUGAAACUGUAUAAAAUACUCUACUAAUCUGAAAUUUUAAUUUCACAAAUGAAUGAGUCUAUUCAUUCACUCAAAAUUGUUUUAAAGUUGAAAAUACAUUGCAAGAAUGGAGAUUUCAAUCUCUUUCUGCCAACAAUUCUUGUGUUCAUUCUAAAAUAAUAGAUCCAACUUAAUGAAAUAUAUCGUCCAUUUCAGAUGAAAUAUAUAGUAAAUUUUCAAUUUACUGUUCAUUAGAUGUAGGCUACCUAAAGGUGCGUACAGAUUUACGCGCCGCGAACAUGGGCAAUUCACUUUUAAUCAGCUGAUGCCAAGCUUUUUAUAUCUGUAUCUUACCGUUUCUGUAAAAAUACAGAUAUAGUCAGCUGAUUAAAAGUGAAUUGCUCAUGUUCGCGGCGCGUAUAUCUGUACGCACCUUUACCUACAAAUUAUCAACAGUGCUAUGAUGUAAUAGCAUGAUAAGUUUAGCACUUGAAUCUGUCAAGAUAAAUACAUUUAAAUGAUUUAAAAAUG
Molecule: messenger RNA, 2399 nt
Organism: Nilaparvata lugens (brown planthopper)
Lineage: Eukaryota; Metazoa; Arthropoda; Insecta; Hemiptera; Delphacidae
Gene: SpdS
Product: spermidine synthase
Exons: 6
Coding region: 134-1033 (299 amino acids)
Biological process (GO): spermidine biosynthetic process
Cellular component (GO): cytosol
Molecular function (GO): spermidine synthase activity
Source: RefSeq, a predicted model, not a curated record